AUGACAAACACAACAAGUUCAUUAGCAAGACAACAAAUAAUGAAAUGGAAUUCACCAAUCCCAUAUUUAUUUGGUGGGUUGGCUCUAAUACUAGCUGUUAUUGCCAUAGCACUAGUCAUACUAGCUUGCUCCUAUCUUUGUAAAAGGAAGCCUCUACCGGCCGGAAAACAAACGACCAUGGAUGACGUGGUGGUUGUCGACGAUGAUGUGCCAAAGUUCGUCGUGAUCAUGGCCGGAGACGAUAAGCCCACUUAUUUAGCCAUGCCUACUAUCAACAUCGUCUUGCCCACCGCUCACCACGGUUCCGUAACUCCUCCUCCUCCGGCGGCUGUUGCUGACGAGCAGGUCUAG
Spinacia oleracea (spinach) is the source of this 351-nucleotide messenger RNA. RefSeq names its product protein GLUTAMINE DUMPER 2. The transcript has a single exon. The record is from RefSeq and is a predicted model, not a curated record. Bases 1 to 351 code for a protein of 116 amino acids. Gene Ontology annotation, biological process: regulation of amino acid export. NCBI's taxonomy places the organism in Eukaryota, Viridiplantae, Streptophyta, Magnoliopsida, Caryophyllales, Amaranthaceae.